Molecule: messenger RNA, 4815 nt
Organism: Mizuhopecten yessoensis (Yesso scallop)
Lineage: Eukaryota; Metazoa; Mollusca; Bivalvia; Pectinida; Pectinidae
Product: protein scabrous-like
Exons: 3
Coding region: 270-2909 (879 amino acids)
Source: RefSeq, a predicted model, not a curated record
AGCAGGAAUGAGCUGGCCCAGCUGAGUAGUAACAUCACAGCAGCAGGCUCCAGUGUCAGACAGCCCACACACUCCAAGGAGGCCACAUACUCUCUCCUAUUGGCCACCAUGUAUUUUUUGUCACUGACCACUUGAGGAAGGAGUGGACACUAAAAUGACCACUUUACACCAAUCUGUGGUCAAACUUAGUCUUAGAUCUACAGACAGAGGUUUAAUGCAUUUGUGAUAACCAGGUGUGGUUAGUAUGGUGGUGUAGUGAUAGGGACACUAUGUCUGUCAGUUGUGUGUGUGUGUUGGGGGUGGUGUUGGGGGGGUGUCUUUUUAUCCCAGUCCUUCAAGCUAUCACUACUGAGACACCUGACCCUCCCAAGCCCACCACCAACCCCAGGGAUUACACAGGUAGACCUACCUGGGACCCAGGAGCAGUCUUAACUCGCAGGCCUGCUCGGGACCCAGGGGCUGUGAACACCCGCAGGCCCACUCGGGACCAAGGUGUUGUGAACACGCGCAGGCCCACUUGGGACCCAGGGGCUGUCAACAACCGCAGGCCCACUCGGGACCCAGGGGCUGUCAACACCCGCAGACCCACUCGGGACCCAGGGACGGUGUCCACUCAACAACCUAAGGAGGUUCCUGUCCACAGUCACCCUGAUAUCAUCAAAUUAUCCUCUAAGACUGACUUUAUGAUGAGGAAAUUAAGACAAUUGGAAAAAGACAGAGAUUCUGACAGGGAUAAGAUAAAGGAGUUGGAACGCCACAGUUUAGAGAACAAUGACGAUGCUAUCAGAGCUCUGGCCUCCAGUAUGGAGCUCCAGCAUCAUGUUUCCGAGAUACAAGACCGCCUCACACAGCUUGAGGAAAAUGUGGACAAUUACCGCCUCAACAUGAACAACAUGCGUUUUGAGCAGGAACAGAUAAAAACAGAGUUGGACACAUACAGGAAACUGAAGGACAGCACUAGGCGGUCAUUCCGUAAACUUGACCGACAAUUUGGUAAAUACUCCCUACGCCUGGAAAAUCUUGAGAAUGAUAUAAGAAAUGUCUCUUCAAAUGUAGACAUUGUGCUGGAAAUAUUUCAAGAUGGCAUGAAGGAUAACUUUGGCAAGAUUCAGAGCCUGGAACAGCUCAUAGAAAAUCGGACGAAACCUUUCUUUGAAGGAAAUUUCCGACAUAUCAAAUCAAGGAUGAAUAAAUUAGAGCAAAAUAUGACGUUUCCAAGAUCAUCUUUACAAUUAGUGACAAAUGAGGAAGGAUCUGGUGAUGUAAACACCGACUACAUUCUCACUCCAAUACAGGAGAGUUCUAACCACAUUGAAACAGGAAGUGGAGAGGAGACUCUAAGGGAGAUUCCGAUUGGCAUUCUACCUCAUACCCAUUCACAAUACCUCAACACUGAGGAUUUUAUCCUGGAAAUUCAGGAGCGUGACGAGGAGAUAUCUGACUUAGAGAAGAUGGUUGAUCAGUUGAAGGCAAGUCUGUCCACCAUGGAGACCAGGCUAACCUCUAUACAGCUUGGUGACUUCAUGGGGAAGUUACAGGACUCCCUGCUCAAUUUCACACAGAAUGUCAUCACACUUGACCAGUGGAAGAUGGCCAGUACAGACAUUGUCAACUCUACUCAGUUUAAUCAGCGUCAGAUUACCGCCCUUACCAACAUGAUCCUCAACAACAGCAAUCAUGUGCGGGAUGUGGAGUGGAAGGUUGCCGACGUGCAGUCGCUAGGCUACCAGCAAUUCAACCUACUGCGAAUGUAUGUGAUUCAGCUCAACAACUCUGUACAGGAUAUGAAAGAUACAAUGUCAAACCUUCGGCCUUCUCAGCAACAAUAUCAACAACAACAACAACAACAGUUAAACACGAACAGAGAAUCACCCAGGCAGCCUACUGGUAAUGCAUCACCUCCUGAUAUGGAGCAUUUAGACACAUUGAAGUCACGAGUUGAGGAUCUAUCUCUUCAGAUUAUUUACAAUGAAAACAGAAUAUCAAAGCUUGAGAUCCAUGCUCUGAAUGAGUCAUUGUUUGAGUGUAAGAAAUACAACAAAGACAAUAAUCAGGAUGCAAAGAUAACACAAAUCAACCAGGAAGUCUCCAAACUCAUCCAGACAGAAAUCAUGGUCAAAGAGAUGCUUAAAAGGCUUGAUCGGGGACUGUUCCGUGUCCACCUAGCCAACAACAACCAAUCAGAUGUCAUUAAAGACAUCGUCAGGGAGAUCGAGCAUCUCAACAGUAAUGUCAACGCUAUCGAUGAGCUUAAACAGGAAGUGGACCACGUCAGGUUCAUGUUACCGAGAGAUUGUGAGGAAUACUACAAGCGUGGCCAUCGCUUGUCCGGGUUGUAUGUGAUUCAUCCCGCCAAUGCCUCACGCUCACUCAAAGUCAGCUGUGAUAUGGAGGACGAGUCUGGGGGCUGGACCAUCAUACAGCGUCGGAUUGACGGAAGUGAGGAGUUUGCCCGAGGUUGGGACGACUACAAAGCAGGCUUUGGUUCCAGUGAUAGUGAGUUGUGGCUAGGCAAUGACCUCAUCCACUCACUCACCCAAAACAAAAACCUCUCCCUGAAAAUCGACAUGGUGGACAUGGAGGACAAAUAUUGGACUGUCACCUACUCCCACUUCAGAAUUGGUAACGAGGAGAGUAAAUAUAAACUGUAUGUGGACGGUUACCAGGGUAAUGCCACAGACUCCCUGGAGUCCUCGGACGAGAUGGGGUUCAGCACCCCUGACCAGGACAAUGAUGGCAGCAGCACAAACUGUGCCAUGUACUACACUGCAGGCUGGUGGUACAAACACUGCCACUAUAGUAACCUUAAUGGGCGCUACCAGCUUGGCAUGGUCUGGUACAACUACGACAAGGGCGAGUGGAUACAGCUAAAACGGGCCACCAUGAAGGUCAAAGCCUUUGUUUUAUGAUCUUGACAGUCAUGUAUAUGUAUUAACAAUUAGGCCGUUGUAGGCCGUUGUAGGACGUUGUAGGCCAUUGUAGGACAUGGUAGGCCAUUGUAGGACGUUUUAGGCCAUUGUGGGACAUUGUAGGCCAUUGUAGGACGUUGUAGGCCAUUGUAGGACGUUGUAUGCCAUUGUAGGAUGGUGUAGGCCAUUGUAGGAUGUUGUAGGCCAUUGUAGGACAUUGUAGGACGUUGUAUGGUUCUGCAUCAUCACCAUGUGUCACAGUAAGCAUUAACAUAAUGGAGGUAUCAUCAUGUCAAACUUGGCUUCAACAUUGUACCAUUAAAUCAACAAAAUGCUUAAAAUGUCACAGUAGGUAACACAUUGUGUCUCAAAAGGUAACACAUUGUGUCUCAGUAGGUAACAACAUGUGUCACAGUAGGUAACACAUUGUGUCACAGUAGGUAACACAUUGUGUCUCAGAAGGUAACACAUUGUGUCUCAGAAGGUAACAACAUGUGUCUCAGAAGGUAACACAUUGUGUCUCAGUAGGUAACACAUUGUGUCACAGUAGGUAACACAUUGUGUCUCAGUAUGUAACACAUUGUGUCUCAGAAGGUAACAAUGUGUGUUACAGUAGUUAAUACCAUGUGUGAAGUAGUUUACAGGUUGUGUCACAGUAAACAAAACCUUAUGUCAUAUAAAGUCGGUCACAUUGAUCAUGUCAUUAAGUGUUAGUCAAACCAAUAGAAUAUUCAUACCAAUGUGUCAACUACCGAAGUGUGUAACAGUACCUAUACUAUUGUUGUAUCAUCACAAAUAAUGUUAACGGCAUUCCAGGAACAUGCCAUAGGUGAUGGUAGAAGAGUUGUUAUGAUGGUUAUUUGGAUAAGAGAGAUAUAACAAGGGGAUAUAUAGCCAUGGUUUACUAUGAUAGGAGAUAUGUAACCAUGGUAUCUAUGGUAGGAGAGAUGUAACCAUGGUUACUAUGGUAGGAGAUAUGUAACCAUGGUAACUAUGGUAGGAGAUAUGUAACCAUUGUAACUAUGGUAGGAGAUAUGUAACCAUGGUAACUAUGGUAGGAGAUAUGUAACCAUGGUAUCUAUGGUAAGAGAGAUGUAACCAUGGUUACUAUGGUAGGAGAUAUGUAACCAUGGUAACUAUGGUAGGAAAGAUGUAACCAUGGUAACUAUGGUAGGAGAGAUGUAACCAUGGUGACUACGGUAGGAAAGAUGUAACCAUGGUAACUAUGGUAGGAAAGAUGUAACUAUGGUGACUCUGGGUGGAGAGUUGUAACCAUGGUAAAUUUUGUAGAAGUUAUGUAACCAUAGUUACUUGGUAGGUGAGAUGUAAAUAUGGUUUCUGUAGAGUAGAAAAUUAACCACUUAGAAAGUUUUACAAGUUACUGAAUAUAUACUUAAUCAAAUCAGAGACUCACUUGCAAAUCUACUUUUUUGUGAAAAAUAACAUGAAUGAAUAUUAACAAUUGAAACUGGGAACAAAUAGAUUGCAAGACAUAAUCAUCAAUGAUGCACCGAGAGUUAUGAAGAUAUCUUUUAAACAAUAUCUUAUUUGAAUAUCGGGGGUUUUCAGAGAUGCAAUACAUCUACUUGCUAAAACCUAGGAGUGAGGAAUAAUUUAAUUAGCAUAUUCUUAAAAUUAACUUGCCUUUUACUAGUAGACAUGUGUUAAUCCUGAUCAGGUAGGAAAUUUGUAAUGGUGCCUUUUUAAUGGAGGGAUAAACGUAACCAUAGCUACCAUAGUAGAAGUUUUGUUAUCGUGGCAAUUAUUGUAAACAUGAUCAAUGUGAUAGGAGAUGACGUAGUGUUUUAACAUUGUAGUGAUAGGUAAAUGUAUGUAAAUGUAUUAACGGUCAUCAUAACUGUAUAUAAUGAUAUAUAUUGGAUUUAUAAUAAACAGGUUCUACAUC